CUAAAACUGGACGAGGUACAGCUUUGUGAACAAGAGUCUUUAAGACAGAAACUUCAAAGUGAACAGGAACUGCUCAACGCCUAUCAGAGUAAACAAAGCAAUCAAUUAAAGUUACAACACGACAGAGAGGAAAAGGAGCUUCAGGAGAAAGUGUCAGUGCGACGAGCUCUUCUCGAACAAAAGAUGUUCCARGAAACAGAGAAACUACAGCAACUAAGACGAGACAAGACUCGUCAACUGGAAGAAAGACACACUCGUGAACUAGAAGACUUUGAUAACGAUGCCGACCCGGAUAACUAUUCGACGGCUUCAUGGAAACUACGUAGCAUUAGCAGUGUAACCAGUCUAAGUAAUCUAAGUUCUUCCAGUUCGGUCAGUGCGUCCAGCGCUCAGGGCACCAAUGAGAAUAACGGCGCACUGCGAGCGCAACCAGCUUCAAAUGAAAGGCUAACGGUAAAUUCACUUCGAGUCUAAAAACAAUACUGUGUUCAAGGUCCAUAAAGAUAUCACAUCUACAAGAUAAACUGCCAGCAAAAAGCCCAGUAUCCUAAUGGCACGGUCCGUUCAAAAGCGCGACCUUGUAUAGAUUAUUAGCAACUAGGCGUUUUAUAUUCAGAUGUGGUAUAAUUAUCUUGAAAAAAAGUGUUUCUUAUUUUUAAUCGGACGAAUACGAUAGUGUCAAACAAAUGAUUCGUUCUAAGAAAAAGUUCCGAAUUAACAAGAAAAUAAUACAAAGCAAAGCCCUCGUGAAUUUUUUUUUAAAAAAGGUAAGUUCUUGAGAUGUUUACUUGACUACCUCUGUAAGUUUUUUCAGAUUCGUAAGAAGUGCUGCGAUUGUUCAAUCAAUUGUUCAAUCAAAUAAUGAAAAGAAAAAGAAGUUUUUGGUCAAGAUACACCGUCUGGUGAAAAUGGAACGAAGUGUUUGKGUUUAAUGACGAUUUUAAACUGAGCGACAUUCGGGUAUCCAAAUUUCCAAAUAUAGAUAAAUUUCGAGUCAGUUGAUGCUUUUUGUUUAAAUUUGUUGACCAAAAAAAGGAUACGGGUAGUAAUCGUGAGAUUCGUUAAAUCGAGCUACAACGUUGGAAAUAUUCAGACUUCUAAAAAUAAAGCAAUUUGGCGUUGCUCGCAAUAGAAAAAAUCAAGAUUUUUUUCCUUUUCGGAGUAUGAAAAAAGAUUAGGAGGGGACUUAGCUCGCAUGGAAUUCUGGCGUCUCCGAAGCUCAUUCCAAAUGUGAAGAAGCGUGUUCGUUCCCAAUCUUCUUUUGCAAUUCUGGAAAGGGAAAUCCUUUGUGAUAAUAAUAAUACUUAAUACAAAAUAUUAGUUUGAUAAAUGUGUUAUUAUAAUUAAUUAUUGUCUAUAGCAGUGAUAUAAUUGCCCAGAUCCCACUCCUAUGGAAUGGGUUGGGGGUUCUAAAUGUAAUGCCCUAUUUUUAUAAAUACGAUCAAUGUUAUUGGUUUUCAAGAGGAGGCAAAGGAGGACCAAAGCUUUUUUUUACUUGGUCUCUCUAUCCUGGCGUGUGAUUAAUUCAGUAAAAUUGAUUAUGAGCUAUUAUGCCUUAUCUUUGUUUUACCGUUUCCAAUAUAAAUGAUUUGGGCUCGAAAGGUUUCUUGAAAAUUUUAUCAGAUGGUGCAAUCUGUGUAUAGCUUCUGUUAAUUUGUGAGUAUAGUACAAUCCAAAGCACUUGUAUAUUUUGUUGUGAAAGCAACAGCUUUAUAAAACCACAAACAAAACAAGAGCGGUUGCUCUAGCAGGUCACGUGAUAAUUCAGUAUCCGCCAUGUUGGUCAGCACACUUAAUAUUUGAAUGACGGCCAAACGAUUUGCAGAAAAUUGUUCUGGAUAAUUGCAGUAAUGUGGUAUAAAAGAAACCUCUUGCACUCCGCUCAAAAAGAUUUUUUCCUUCCAAAAGUCCUACCUAUGUCUUUAAUGUUAAUAUUUUUUGCCAUUUUACAUGAAGGAGAAUGAUUACAUGACAGACCUGCUAUUGGAAGUCGUUCAUUAUAUUUCUAUUCUGUUGAGCAAAAUCUCUCGUAAAAAUACCUCGACUUGCCUUCUAGGUAUUUUGAUCGUCCAAAAAUUCCGAUUGUAAAAAGGAAGUAGAAUCUUCGAUCUUUAUUGGAAAUUAAACUUUACAUUACAGUA
Messenger RNA from Actinia tenebrosa (Australian red waratah sea anemone), 2141 nucleotides. Its product is annotated as serine/threonine-protein kinase TAO1-like. Lineage: Eukaryota; Metazoa; Cnidaria; Anthozoa; Actiniaria; Actiniidae. The record is from RefSeq and is a predicted model, not a curated record. Gene Ontology annotation, biological process: protein phosphorylation. Gene Ontology annotation, molecular function: ATP binding; protein serine/threonine kinase activity. Gene Ontology annotation, cellular component: cytoplasm.